Messenger RNA from Microtus oregoni (creeping vole), 2118 nucleotides. It is a transcript of the gene Tstd3, whose product is annotated as thiosulfate sulfurtransferase like domain containing 3. The coding region runs from base 61 to 537 and encodes 158 amino acids. The record is from RefSeq and is a predicted model, not a curated record. The transcript is spliced from 4 exons. NCBI's taxonomy places the organism in Eukaryota, Metazoa, Chordata, Mammalia, Rodentia, Cricetidae. Gene Ontology annotation, cellular component: mitochondrion. Gene Ontology annotation, molecular function: thiosulfate-cyanide sulfurtransferase activity.
GCCAGGAAGGAGGAGGAGGAAGUGGUCAGCAGCACCCGGGGUCCCAGAUUGCCCACGGUGAUGUUGGCCAGGCGGGUGCUUGGAACCUCACGCAGGGCGGCGCUAGGAUCGGUGGAGGCUGCGCUUGGCGGUUUGAAGUCAAUAUGGGGAAGCAGCCAACAUUUUUGCUCUGCUCUUUCUAAGGGUGUCACAUAUAGGGAACUAAAAAACCUGUUGAGCUCCAAAAACAUUAUGUUAAUUGAUGUUAGAGAUACGUGGGAAGUUCUUGAGCAUGGAAAAAUACCUGGAUCGAUCAACAUACCAUUGGAUGAGGUGGGGGAAGCUCUACAGAUGAACUCAAGGGAUUUCAAAGAGAAGUACCAUGAAGUGAAGCCAUCCAAAUCCGACAGUCUAGUGUUUUCUUGUUUUGCUGGAGUAAGAAGUAAGAAGGCUAUGGACACAGCAAUAUCACUGGGCUUUAACAGUGUUCAACACUAUGCUGGGGGAUGGAAAGAAUGGGUAACCUAUGAAAUUUCCGAGAAGAAACAAGAAAAUUGAGUUCUGGAAUAAGAGAACUCUGUCCUGUGUUCAUACAUCCAAGGACAGUGGAUGAAGCAAAAGAAAUCUCCAGUCUCGGCACCAAAGGAUAUGCUCAGCAACUGUUUUCCUCCUCUGUGCACUGAAGAGACUGCUCCCCUGAACACUUUCAGAGUCUACUGAGAACUGUGAUAAUAUGAAUUGCCAUUGACAUAUACAGAUUCUACAGUUAAUUUUUUUUUUUUUUUUUUGGUUUUUCCAGACAGGGUUUCUCUGUGGCUUUAGAGCCUGUCCUAGAACUAGCUCUAUAGACCAGGCUGGUCUCGAACUCACAGAGAUCCGCCUGCCUCUGCCUCCCGAGUGCUGGGAUUAAAGGCGUGCGCCACCAUCGCCCGGCUCUACAGUUAAUUUUUAAGUGUUUGGUAUUCCAAAGAAUCAGGUAGCUUGUGUGACCUAAUCAUGUGCAGUCAUGUUAUAAGCAGGCGUGUUAACAAGCAGUCCCGAUCUUAAACAAUAACUAAGCAUUGGUUUUAGGCCCAUACUUGUAGUUCCCAUACUCAGUAGAUUGAGAAAGGCAGAUUGCUGUAAAUUUGAGGCCAGGCUAUAAAUUUGAUAUUCUGUUACAAAAGAAAAGAAAAGGAAAGAAAAAGAUCUGGGGUCCAGAGACAUAAACUCUGAACAGGAGGGGCUGGAGAGAUGGCUCAGAGGUUAAGAGCAUUGCCUGCUCUUCCAAAGGUCCUGAGUUCAAUUCCCAGCAACCACAUGGUGGCUCACAACCAUCUGUAAUGGGGUCUGGUGCCUUCUUCUGGCCUUUGGGCAUACACACAGACAGAACAUUGUAUACAUAAUUAAUAAAUAAAUAUUAAAAAAAAAAAGAAAACUCUGAACAGGAAAACACAUUCACAGUGUCUGAAGACUCAGGACAUGUGGCCAGAAUAGAAAAAAUGUAACUAAUUUUAAAACUUCAGGUCAGGGGCUGGAGAGAUGGCUCAGUGGUUAAGAGCAUUGCCUGCUCUUCCAAAGGUCCUGAGUUCAAUUCCCAGCAACCACAUGGUGGCUCACAACCAUCUGUAAAGAGGUCUGGUGCCCUCUUCUGGCCUUCAGGCAUACAGACAGAAUAUUGUAUACAUAAUAAAUAAAUAAAUAUUAAAAAACUUCAGGUCAAUGUGAGGAUAAAAGUUGCAUGGGUUAUGAUUGUGGAAGGCAAACGAACCUGGAAGAGGUCAGGAAAUUUUGUAGGCUAGUAGAUUGUCUAUGGUAUGACUGAAUUGUCAGGAGUAUGCGUGUCAAACCCCAUCAAAGCAAACACAAAGACAUGGUAUUACAAGAAAUAUACCUCAAUUUGAAAACUAAUAAAAACAAAUAUUUAUACCAUCUUGACUCCUUCUAGGGUGCAAUGUAUGUUUUUAGAAUGUUAAAUUAUAUGCUUGUUAGUGUGCUGGCUUAAUAGGAACAAAGUAAACUUGUGUUUUCUUGUUUUUUUAAGAUUUAAUUGUUAUGCAGAUGAAAGGUUUUCCCUCUUAAGGGACUACUUCUUACUUCUACUGAUACAUCACACUCCAUCCUACAUAGAGGAAGCCCAGGAAACCAGCUACAGCCUGG